This is a messenger RNA of Arachis duranensis, 1869 nucleotides long. RefSeq names its product protein FAR1-RELATED SEQUENCE 5. Lineage: Eukaryota; Viridiplantae; Streptophyta; Magnoliopsida; Fabales; Fabaceae. Bases 1 to 1869 code for a protein of 622 amino acids. The transcript has 9 exons. Gene Ontology annotation, biological process: regulation of DNA-templated transcription. The record is from RefSeq and is a predicted model, not a curated record.
AUGGACCAAUCAAUUUGUGAAGAAGUAUCAUACGACACUGCAUAUGAUGUGAGUGAUCAUUAUAAUUUCACCGACGUUAAUGUUCUGUCACUUAGUGAAGAUGACACACAACAUGUGGACAAGGGGAAAGAAUUUGUAAACGUUAUUCAAUUAGAGGAUGAUGCAAUGGCAGUGAAUCAUGAGUUACUCGAUCACACUGGAAUUUCAAUAGAGAAAAUCUCGAUUAGGAAUACCAACUUUGACAAGACCAGGAAGGAAUCAAAGAUACCCAUUAACCAAUCGAUACACUGUAGUCGUGAAGGUUAUCGGGAGUUUCGGGUGAAGGCAGCAACUCGGGUAAAGAGAAUAACAAUAGUCGGAUGCAAAGCAAAGAUGUACACGAUGCUUGAUAGGCAGAAGGAUAAUUGGAUGGUGUCCAAAUUAGAAUUGAAGCACACCCACCCGUGUUCUGCCAAGCAGAACAACGAUGAGGCUGGCAUAUGGCCCAACAAGACUUAUCUCGCAUUGGAGAAUGAGUUUAGUGGUUCGUCGAAUUUGGGUUACUCAGAAAAGGAUAUGAGGAACUACAUUACGAGCAAUCUGCGCUGUGCUGAUGAAAACGCAGAUGUGAAGGAAAUGAUUAGCUAUUUCAUGCGAAUGAAAGAUAUCAACCCAAAUUUCUUUUAUGCAGUUGAUAUGGAUGAAGCUAACAAGUUUAAGAGUGCGUUCUGGGUAGAUGCAAGAUGCAGGACGUCCUAUGAAUAUUAUGGUGACGUGGUAUCGUUUGAUAUAACAUACAGUAGAAACAUGCACAGACUUCUAUUUGCAUCUUUUGUUGGUGUCAAUCAUCAUGGCAAGUCCACUCUACUCGGAUGUGCUUUGCUGGUAAAUGAGGAAAUUCGUAGCUUUGAGGGGGUCUUUAAACAAUGGUUGACGUGCAUGGAAAUUCCCCCACAGGCCAUCAUCAUGGACCAGUGCAAGUCCAUGUUUGUUGCAAUUAGGAAUGUCCUUCCAGAUAUUCGCCACCGAUGGUGCAUAUGGCACAUACUGAAGAAGAUACCGCAUAAGUUCGGAGGAUAUGCUUGGUACAGAGAAAUAGAAGCUAGAAUGCAUGGCACUGUUUGGAAUGCCAGGUCUAUGGAAUCUUUCGAGAAGGAUUGGUCUGCAAUCAUUUUGUGUUGUGAUCUUAUAUUCUUCUUUUAUAACCUUUAUGACGAUUGUCGAAUAUGGGUUCCAAUCUAUUUUCAAGGUGAAUUUUGGGCUGGUAUGAGAAGUACUCAACGGAGCGAGAGUAUGUAUGCCUUUUUCGGUGGUUACUUGAAUUGCAAGAGUGGACUGGUUCAGGUCGUUCAUGAGUAUGACAAUGUGCUUGGGAACAAGGAGCAGAAGGAAUUGGAGGAUGAUUGUGCAGACUUUAAAGGAGUUUUCCCCUGUUCAUCGAGCUCUACAAUUGAAAGACAAUUUCAACAUGAGUACACAACCUAUAAGUUUAGGGAAGUACAACAGGAAUUUAGGAAAAGAAUGGAUUGUUUAGUACGUGGUGUGACUCAAGAGGGUGAUUUGUUUCGUGUGACCGUGAACGAGCAAUACCUACUAUAUGGGGAGCCUAGGUCCUGGACGUAUAGUGUCGAGUUUCACCCAGCGACACACAAGGAUUUUGUGACAUGCAAAGAAGCGGCCAUGUUACACUCGGGUCUUGAUGAGUUACGGACAAAGCUAUUUGAUUAUCGUGCAAACCUAGGCUCCAAACGUGUUCCAACUACACAAAACAGCAUGGUGACACAGCGUGACCCAACUCUUGGUGCAUCUGACAUUCAAUGUCCUUCAAAGGAAAUUAAUGAAGCAAUCAGUCCAAAUAUAGCGGGGGGUUCUACGGGGGAGAGUGAAUGA